ACCCAGCGCCGCGGGCUCCUAGCCUCGGGUUUCCCCGGGCAGCGCGCGCGGGCGAGACAGAGGUGGCUCUAGGGGCGGUGGGGGCCGGGCACCCGCAGCCGCCUCCGUCUCCCUCCCCACGCUAACUCUCCCGGCGCCCUCGUCCGCCGCGGGCGGAGCUCGAUCGGCGGCGCUCCAGGAUCCGCCGCUCCCUCCCUGCCCUGUCCCUUCUCCGAGCCCCCCAGCGGCCGACGCGGUGCAGCCCGGCGCGGCGCGGCGCGAGCAGCUGCCAAGGGGCCGAGGGAUGAGCUGGGGUCAUUCUUUCCAAUGGCAUCUCCCCCUGGUCUGGAACUGAAGACAUUGAGCAAUGGUCCCCAGGUUCCAAGGAGACCAGCCCCGCAGGGCCCAGUGGCGCCACCCAGGAUGGGUGUGGAGAACGCCUGUUUCUUCUCUGAGGAGCAGGAGGCUCAUUUCCAGAACCCUGGGGAUACCAGACUGGGUAACUCCCCCAGUUCCCCUGGAGGCGUCCCCUCACUGUCCCGGUCCCAUCGGGAUGACCUUUCUUUGCAUUCAGAGGAGGGACCAGGCCUGGAACCUGUGAGCCGCCCAGUGGACUAUGGCUUUGUUUCAGCUCUGGUUUUCUUGGUGAGCGGAAUCCUCCUGGUGGUGACAGCAUACGCCAUCCCCCGAGAGGCCAGAGUCAACCCUGACACAGUGACAGCAAGGGAGAUGGAGCGCCUAGAGAUGUACUAUGCCCGCUUGGGCUCACAUCUGGACAAAUGCAUCAUUGCAGGCCUCGGGCUGCUCACAGUGGGUGGCAUGCUCCUGUCUGUGCUGCUCAUGGUCUCUCUGUGCAAGGGUGAGCUGUACCGCAGGCAGUCCUUUGUCCCUGGCAGGGGAUCCAGAAAGACCUACGGCUCCAUCAACCUGCGUAUGAGGCAACUCACUGGGGACGGAGGCCAGGUUCUAGUAGAGAACGAGGUUGUCCAAGUCUCAGAGACCAGCUAUACCACCCAGGGCUCUUAAGUAAGAGUCCACCCUGUUUUGCUGCUUUAAGCUGCAAAGCUUGGAGGCUUCCCAAACCUGGGGCCUCAAAGUGAGAUCCACAGAGGGCGCUGUGGAGGGAGUUUUGGUGCUGGGGUGGGGGCAGCCUGGGGCCUGGCUUAGGCAUCACUCAGGCAAACACAGCUGAUGCGUUUGCAGCUUGAAGUUUUUUGCAUAAGGCUUUGUUUGAAGAUGGCUUCUGCUGCUAAAAAUACAUUUUGGAAACCACUGCUCUUAGAA
Rattus norvegicus (Norway rat) is the source of this 1263-nucleotide messenger RNA. RefSeq names its product transmembrane protein 74B (gene Tmem74b). The transcript has 2 exons. Lineage: Eukaryota; Metazoa; Chordata; Mammalia; Rodentia; Muridae. The record is from RefSeq and is marked validated. The coding region runs from base 307 to 1005 and encodes 232 amino acids.